AUUUUAAAAGCAAACUUCAGUUUGAAGACCCAGCCGAAGAAGAAGAGUUAUAUCUUGACAAGCGAAAGAUCGUGAACAUUGCAAAUAUUACUAGCACUUCCGGAGAUCGGAAAGACUUUACUCCUCUCAACGAACUGAUCAACCUAAAAUUACUUUCCUUAAAUUGUACCCAACUUCAUUCCCUAGAUGGCUUUCCACCGUUGCAAAAGCUUAAAAGGCUCGCUCUAUCCGAUAAUAAGAUAGUCGGUGGUCUAGAAACAUUGGCAAAUGCCAAGCUUGAAAAUUUGAACCACCUUGAUCUGAGCAACAAUAGAAUAGCCGAAAUAUCAGCACUUAAACCUCUGGUAAAAAAAACAAUUUUUCGUGUGGUUAUUGAAUUUCGUAAAACGAGUGCUCUGCCAAAUCUUAAACAUCUAACCUUGGUUGAAUGUCCUGUCACACAAAUUCCCAACUACCGGGAAGCAGUAUUCGAGGUCAUACCACACUUGUAUUCUCUUGACGAGCUCACCUAUUUAGAUGAUUCAGAGGAAGAAGAGAAUCAGGAAGUUGAAGUCAGCGAAGAGGAAGUCGGAUCUGGUUCUGAAACAAAUGAAGAAGCUGGUGACGACUCAAAUGGAGAGCAAGAAACCAAUGCCAAUGAAGAAAUAUCUGAUAGCGAAGAAGAACAACAACUGGAAACAAGUGAAGUCGAAGAAGAACCUGAAGUUGAGAAAGUAUUUUCAAAAGAUAAGGGGAAAUCUGUAGCGUUUCGUGAAGAGGAGGAAGAUAACGAGAAUAAUUCUGAUA
Racocetra fulgida is the source of this 786-nucleotide messenger RNA. The record is from the annotation of a GenBank genome assembly. Lineage: Eukaryota; Fungi; Glomeromycota; Glomeromycetes; Diversisporales; Gigasporaceae.